CUGGUUGGAUUUUCAUCUAUUCUGUCGUGUUUGGUUUAUUUUCUUUUUAUAAUUUAUUGAAUAGAACGGUAUACGGAAUAAAAUUAACAAAACUUAAAAAAUAAAUUGCAUUUAAUUGGAAUACAAUUUAAACAUAUUUACAAAACGCAUACAAGAAGCGAAUCCUAACAAAAAUAUCACUAAUAUAAAUGGACUCUGUGAAAAACUACAAUGAAGUGAUGUUUGACGAUAUUGAUGGUGCAAAGUAUAUUUUAAAUUAAAUUUUAACAAAACAAUUUGUGUUGGCGUUUCUACCUAACAAAAACGAAAAUAAAGAAAACAACAACGUAAUAAUAGAAGUAAAUAAUAUAACUAGAAUUUGUUCGUUUGUUAUCUUAUGUAGUGAUAAAAGUGGAAUACGAAUAAAAAAACAUGAAAUGAAAAAGAAAAAGUGUAAUAAAUUGGAAAUGAUUUUUAAUAUUUAGUGUUUUAACGUCACAUAAGUACCUACAUACAUACACACAUUAGUACUUCUUCUUCUAAAUAAGAAUUAUAAUUAAAAUUGAUAAAUUACAAAAGAAAAAUUCAAGUCUAUUUUUAUCCUCAAAGAUGAACAAAUUAUGUGUGUGUAAUUAAUAUUUUUUACCGAAAAUAUAAAAGAAUACACUUUUCAAUGUUUGCUGCUGCUGGUGUUUGCUUAUUGGGUGCCUUGACACUUGAUAUCCACCGCAAGUGAAUUAAUUCUGGCGGCGGUUGUGCAGUGUGCAAGCAGUUCAUAGUGAACAUUUUAAUAUUCAACGUCACUGCACCGACAACAAGAAAUUUAUACAAAAAAAAGGAAUACUAAUACAUUAACUAUAAUAACAAGGAAUUUAGCCAGAAAUGAUGAAGUCGUCGGGUUCAUCAAUAUGGCUGCUAAUAUCGAUCGUUGUCAUAAAUUCAUUACAAUGCAUUCAUUGUGGUACAUCUCCCGGUGAAACUUUACCAGAUCGUCUUGAAAUUGAAAUCAACAGCAGUGCUAAUAUAACAUGUCGCAUAAACCCAUCGAAGUUUGGCGGUAACGUCAAUAGCUCUUCUUUGUAUUUUGAACAAGAAGAUACGAAAUAUAUAGUGCCCAAUGAUAAUAUACAUAUUUUAAAUGACACAACAAUUGUCUUUAUGUUACGAAAUGCCACGGAACAAGAUCGCUAUUAUAUAUGCAAAAUUGGCACGAAGGGCAUUGGUAUUACGCAUGUAUCAGUUGGUACUGCACCUCUAGAUAUAACGGAUUUCAAAUGUCGUGGCUACGAUUAUACGUAUAUGGUGUGCAAUUUUACCAAGCCACAUAAUGUAUUACUAACACAUUACAAUUUAAGUUAUACGGCACAAUCACCGUUUCGUACAUUUAUAAGGGACAAGAACGGAAAACGUCUUUACCGUACAAUUUAUUCACAGAAUUACAUACAAACAUGUCACCUGGAAAUGCAACAAAAUCAAGGCAUCUGCAAUUUGACCAUGGAUAAAAAUAACUAUCGGCCAAAUUAUGAAUUUUACAAUUUCACAUUGAAAGGCCAGAAUGAAGUGGGAGUUAAUGUGCAAAGUUUUUGGAUAAAUCAUUAUGAAAGUGUCAUUCCACCGCGGCCUGAAUAUACCAUUGAAAAGAUCACAAACAAUAUGAUAAUCAUAAAAUGGAACAAUCCCAAAUAUAGUUUUUAUACCCCCAAAGGUUUGGAUUAUGAGAUACUUUUUAAGGCCGAAGGUGCCCAUUGGGCGAAUCCUUUAAAUUAUGAAAUUCGCAAUAAUCGAUCAGAGUACAAGGUUAUUGUACGUAAUUUACCAUAUGCCUACUUUUGGUAUGAACUCAGUGUUCGUAUACGUGUUAAGAAAUCUGCCCGUAAUGAUGACAGCUAUUGGAGUGAGCCGUACGUACAAAAAUUCCAAACAUUACCCUGUCCACCCGAUACAGCACCAAUUACAGAUGUGGGCAGCUUUUAUAUAGAUUCCAGUGAAACAAAAGUGCGACUUUAUUGGCAUCAAUUACCGUACUAUAAGUAUAAUGGACCGGACUUUAAAUAUGUCAUUAAGGAAGUUAAACGCGAUGGAGUUAGUGUAUCUUUGAAACCUUUACACAUUGAUCUUACUUCGGCCACAUUUCCCUGGCAUAAACGUCAUAACUAUACUUUUGUUAUAAAAAGUAGUAAUGCCGAGGGAGAAUCGCCCAACAAUAGUACCAUUGUGAUACCGGCCCGGUCAAAGCACCAUGAACGUUCUUUUUCCCCGCAAUGGAUAAGAAAUGUUUAUCACGCUACAAAUCGUACCUCAACGCUCUCUUGGAGUCCUCCACAUAACCAAAAACAUUUGACUGAUUACACUGUCUUCUGGUGUCAAUCGAAACUCGCUAAUACCAAUGAAUGUGAAGGAACAAUUUUCUUUGAACAUGUUAGCAAGGAAUCAACACAGUACUAUACCUCCCCACAAAAGCAAGAAGAAGUUCAAUACAAUUUGGCUGUGUCGGCAAAUUAUCGAGACUUUAAUACAGGCAUGCACUGGACAAUGUGUUCGGCAGAUGUUACUAGUGAACUGGUAAAAUUGGAACCCGAAAUAAUCGAUGUUAAGAGCCGUUCCAUAACAGUACAAUGGAGCACAGAUCGUGUAUGUUCGUCCCUUGUAGAAGGCUUCAAUUUAAUUUAUUGUCGUAUCCAACGUCCAUCUACAAAUCAUAUAUUCAAAAGAGAAGAUAAUUCAAAUCACAACUGUCUUGAAGAACCAACAAAAUUGACAAUUGAAAAUACAGCGAAAAGAUAUACCAUGCAAAACUUGAAGCCCUAUUCAUCCUACAAGAUACAAAUGAACAUGUUUUCCAAACUUACACCGGGUAACUUAAGUGAUGCCCAGAUUAUAUACACUCAUGAAGAUGCCCCUUCAAAACCGCACAAUUUGAGAGCAUACAAUGUAACAAGUAAUUCGGUAGUAUUAACCUGGUCGGAGCCUAAGUAUCGCAAUGGUUUAUUAACAAAAUAUAGAAUAGCUUAUAACAAUGAGUAUCACAACAUUAAUUGUCAAACGAAUGAAGAACAAUGUGCUUCAAAGCAAGUGGAAUACAAAUUAGAAAAUCUGAGCAGUUAUACCACUUAUAAAAUCUAUAUAACAGCAUACACAUCUGCAACUGCAGCCUCAAAUCAUAGUAACGAUAUAACAGUUACUACACUUGUAGGAAUUCCCUCUAACCCACGCAACGUCAAGAGAAAAGAUAAUGAUCGAAACAUAUUGCAAUGGUCUAGACCGGAGGUGCCUUCAGGCCGUGUUGAAUUUUAUGAAGUCGCCAUAACUUAUUGGUAUAAGGAUCAGAUACAAAGACAACAUAUAUCGCUGUUAAUGGAUACGAAUGAGUGUGAAUACCAUUUGCCAGCAUGUAUAGAUGGUGAUUAUCGGUUCACUAAAGAAGUACGUGCUGUGAAUGUGGUACCAUACACUGAAAUUGAUCAUAACAUAUUUGCAACGAAAAAUGCAACAAACGAUGAUGUCAAGGAUUUAUAUACCCAAAACAUGGACAUGAGAUGUGUGGGCAAGGAAUUAAGUGCAGAACAAUUGGCCAAAAUCCAUGAAUAUCAAGAUAAACAUAAAUAUGUCCAGUACAAAUCUGUAUGGGAGAAGGGUCCAGCUACCAACUGUUCCGAUCCCGAAUUAAGUCGUAUUACAAUGUUGGCUUUGUUAAUUGUAGUUUCAUCACUAGGAGUCAUGGCCGCCUUUUAUGUGGCACGUAACAAGUAUCAGAAAAUGGCAAAUAUUUCGUGUGCUUUACCACCGGGUCUGGAAGAAUAUCCGAUUAAAGAUAAUGGUGAUGGUGGAGAUGAUUUUCGGCGUAGUAAAGAUCCAUUUUACAAUAACGAAAGUCGUCGUUUGCUCUCCUCCAUAAGUCACGAUUCCGGUUAUGUCUGCCACAAUGGUGAUCUUAAUAAUGGCGGUCUUAAUGGUAUUGCAGCUUGUUCGUUGGGCAAAAGUAGUGGUUACAUUGGUUCAAAUAAUUCCACGGAUUACUGUACCCAAGAGACAUUUGUGGCCACUGACAAUGUAAGUGACGAUAGCUGUGUCAUUGAUCAGACACCAGUUGUGGAUGACGCAUAUAUGGUUAUGGAAUUACUAAAAUCCAAUGACAAUAAAUUGUCAAGAUCGUCGUCUAGUACAACAUUCGAUAACAUUAUAUCACAGUCGGAGAGAAACGGCAAUGGCUAUGUGCAACCAAACUUUUCAGUUAUAUCAGCUCUUAGCGGCACUAAAAACACUGUUCCAUCCAUGACAGCUACAAAAUUGCCGGCAUCUUUUAUGCCCACUGACAAUGGUUAUAUUAAACAAAUACCAACGUCUAUGCACACACAACUCUUGCCUUCUGAAAAUGGGUACAUAAAGCCAAAUAACCUUCUUAAUUGGCCCAGGGAAAAGAUGCCGACACAACAAACAUCAAUGGCGCAUGCAACUCAACUUCAAAAUACUAUGGCAGGUUUGCCAAUCAAUAGUUCGGGUUAUGUGGCGCCACAGUUACUGCAAAAGCCCUUAAUACCUUCUUCCGAUGGCUAUACUUCACUAGAGGCCUUGGGUAAAACCCUAAAAUCAACACAACCAACCAUGUCACAAACAUUUAUCAAUCCAGAUGAGGGUGGCGGAGGCAACAUUUUGAACUCAAAUAUGCCGCCUAUAUCCGGUUAUGUCACACAAAAGGAAUUAUCGGCUUUUGGCCAACAACAAAAAUUUAAUUGAUUCCUAAUUUAAAUUAUAAUCUAUUUAUUCUGUCUGUACAAAAUGAGAUUCUAUAGUGACUAAAAAAAGAACUAACUAAAUUAAUUAUAAAUAUUAAAGAAAGAAAGUUACUAACUACAACAAAACAAACAAAAAUAUGAAACCAUUGCCCACAUCAAUUGGAAAACCUUGUACAAUCUAAUCAUUAAUAAGACUUUAUUACUACACCUUUACAUAUAAAUAAGUUUUAUUUUUAAAAUAGUAAUUAUUGUUUUUGUUUGCCCUGCAACUACUAAAACAAAUUAAAAUGUUUGUAAUAAUAAUUAAGUUUAUAUGCAUUAAAUGUUGUAUUAUAAAUAUUGUAAUUAGUAUAAUUUAUUUUGUAUUUUAAAUUAUUGUAUAUGUAUAUUACAACAAUUAAAACAACAAACUGCAAAGUGCCUUUUUAUAUACAUAUACGAAUAAAAUAAUUAAUUUAUAAUCUUUUCAUUGACAAUUUUUAUAAUAUUUUAAAACACACUGACCCGCCAUUGUUUCAAUUUUAAACUGGACUCUCUUCCGGCUGCUAUUCAUAUUCAUAGUCGUAUCAUCUGUUUCGCCCCAACACAUGUCUUCUAUUUUAAUUAUUAUUAUUAUUUUUGAUUUAACUAUAAGUUUGUUAAUAUUGUUGUGCUUUCAUCACAGUAACUAUUUUUUUUAUAUUAUUACUAUUAUUAUUUAAUUUUUAGUUUAUAAAAUCAUUAAGAAAUCAAAUAGAAUACGACAAGUGCAUAUAGUUAUGUACAUGUGUACAUAUUUGUAUGUAUGUAUAUCGUACAAUAGUAUUCUGUAAAUUGAACAACCUAUGUUAGGUAUUUUUGUAAUUAUUUUCAUUUUAUUAAGUAUUAAGUUGACAUUAUUUGUAUUGUAUUGUUAAUUUUAAAUUUUAGCUUUAAAACACGCAAACAAAUACAUACACACACAUGUGAAUAUUUCGUGGCCUUAAUAUGAAAAGAUGUGUCUUUUCUUUUGUGUAGCUAGCUUUUCUUUUUUAAGAAAAAAGAACUAAGUUUACAGUAUUUUGUAAUAAUGUUUGAGUGAAUAAUAUUUUUAGCUUUUCAUUAUCUAUAGAGUAAAACGUACUUAAAAAAUUAUUAACUCUUGUAUAUUACGAGUGUAUUU
Messenger RNA from Lucilia sericata (common green bottle fly), 5853 nucleotides. RefSeq names its product cytokine receptor-like. NCBI's taxonomy places the organism in Eukaryota, Metazoa, Arthropoda, Insecta, Diptera, Calliphoridae. Gene Ontology annotation, molecular function: protein binding. Bases 862 to 4713 code for a protein of 1283 amino acids. The record is from RefSeq and is a predicted model, not a curated record. The transcript has 13 exons.